AUGGCUGCGGGAGAAUCAUCUUUUAAGCUAAUAUUGGGCUCUUCAUCAGUGGCCCGGCAACGAAUCCUAGCUGAAAUGGGUUAUGAGUUUACAUUCAUGACUGCAGAUAUAGAUGAGAAAAGUACUAGAAAAGAAAAGCCUGAAGAAUUGGUGACGGCUCUUGCUGAGGCAAAGGUAGCUGCCAUCAUGUCAAGGCUCCAGAACACUGGUAGUAUGCCAGAGAAAGAUGCUCGCACGACCUUGUUAAUUACUGCAGAUAAGGUGGUUGUCUAUAAAGGGAUGAUCAGAGAAAAACCAAGCAGCGAGGAAGAAGCGACGGAAUUUAUAAAAGGAUAUUCUGGGGGCAAUGCAGCAGUGGUAGGAUCCGUUCUUGUGACUAACAUUAGAACAGGAGCAAGCAAAGGUGGAUGGGAAAGUGCAGAGGUAUACUUCCAUGACAUACCAGAGGAUGUCAUUGAUAGCCUGAUUGAUGAAGGAAUCCCAUUCAAGGUUGCUGGAGGUCUGAUGCUAGAACACCCUCUAACGUUGCCAUUUGUUGAGGCAGUGAUAGGGGCAACUGAUACUGUGAUGGGACUAUUUAAAUCUCUAACAGAAAAACUUAUACAGGAAGCUCUAUUUCAACAACUUUCCUUUCCGAAUGUGAGCUAA
Messenger RNA from Durio zibethinus, 648 nucleotides. The record is from RefSeq and is a predicted model, not a curated record. NCBI's taxonomy places the organism in Eukaryota, Viridiplantae, Streptophyta, Magnoliopsida, Malvales, Malvaceae.